Messenger RNA from Syzygium oleosum, 2672 nucleotides. Its product is annotated as auxin efflux carrier component 3-like. NCBI's taxonomy places the organism in Eukaryota, Viridiplantae, Streptophyta, Magnoliopsida, Myrtales, Myrtaceae. The coding region runs from base 213 to 2174 and encodes 653 amino acids. Gene Ontology annotation, biological process: auxin polar transport; auxin export across the plasma membrane. Gene Ontology annotation, cellular component: plasma membrane; endoplasmic reticulum. The transcript is spliced from 7 exons. Gene Ontology annotation, molecular function: auxin efflux transmembrane transporter activity. The record is from RefSeq and is a predicted model, not a curated record.
AGGCUUACGACAUUGCAUCAUUCUCUCUCUCUCUCUCGCUUCUGGCUUCGUUUUCUGCGCCAAAAUUCACACUUCCCACAGAAGCUCCACUUUGCUGCAAGCAAGAACUCUGCCUCCUGCACACAGUACGUAACAGUACAGUUCAAUCUCUCUCUCUCUCUCUCUCUCUCUCUCGCUCUCUCCCUCCGUGUGCCUGCUUGAUCACCGCCGCCAUGAUCACGUGGCACGACCUCUACACGGUGCUGGCCGCGGUGGUGCCGCUCUACGUGGCGAUGAUCCUGGCCUACGGCUCCGUGCGGUGGUGGAGGAUCUUCUCCCCCGACCAGUGCUCCGGCAUCAACCGCUUCGUCGCCAUCUUCGCCGUCCCACUCCUCUCCUUCCACUUCAUCUCCACCAACAACCCGUACGCCAUGAACCUCCGCUUCAUCGCCGCCGACACCCUCCAGAAGCUCAUCCUCCUCCUCCUCCUCGCCCUCUGGGCCAACCUCUCCGCCCGCGGAUCCUUGGAUUGGUCCAUCACCGUGUUCUCCCUCUCCACCCUCCCCAACACCCUCGUCAUGGGCAUCCCUCUCCUCAGAGCCAUGUACGGCGACGACGCCGGCAGCCUCAUGGUCCAGGUGGUCGUGCUGCAGUGCAUAAUCUGGUACACCCUCCUCCUCUUCCUCUUCGAGUACCGGGGCGCGAAGAUCCUCAUCAUGGAGCAGUUCCCCGAGACCGCCGCGUCCAUCGUGUCGUUCAAUGUCGACCCGGACGUCGUCUCGCUCGACAGCCGGAACCUCCUCGAGACCGAUGCGGAGGUCGGCGACGACGGGAAGCUGCAUGUCACCGUGAGGAAGUCGAACGCGUCGAGGCGGUCCUUCGGCCUGGGGCUCGGCGGCGGCUCGUUCUCGGGGAUGACGCCGAGGCCUUCGAACCUCAGCGGAGUGGAGAUCUACAGCGUGAGCUCGUCACGGAACAUGACUCCGAGGGGGUCCAACUUCAACAACUCGGACUUCUACUCCAUCAUGGGCGUGCCUCGGCUCUCCAACUUUGGACCCUCGGACGUGUACUCGGUGCAGUCCUCCCGCGGCCCGACCCCGAGGCCGUCGAACUUUGAGGAGAACUCCCUGCCGUCCCCGAGGUUCGGGUUCUACCCAGCCCAGGUUGCGUCCGCGCCGUACCCGGCUCCGAUCCCCGAUUUUGCGUCCACAUUCGCGAAGAGCAGCAAGCCCAACCACCAACAGCAGCAGCAGCAGCAGCCGCCGCCGCAGGCGCAGCAAUCUCACGGCGUGGUGAAAGCAAACAAUUACGACGCGAAGGAGCUCCACAUGUUCGUGUGGAGCUCCAGCGCUUCGCCGGUUUCGGAAGUAGGCGGGCUCCACGUGUUUGGCAGCGGGGAUUUUGGGGCUCCGGAUAAUCAAUCCGGGCGGUCCGAUCAGAGCGUCAAGGAGAUCCGGAUGAUAGUCGCCGAUAAUAACCAGCCCACCGGCGAAACCAAAAGUGCUCCGGAAACAGCGGGAUUUACCGGGCAAGGUCAGUUCAACUUUGCGGGCAAAGCAGACGAAAGGGACGACGGAAUCGGAGAGGGGGCGGCGGCGGGGCCCGCGCGGCUCAACAAGCUCGGACCGAGCUUCCCCGCCACCGGCGCCGGAGAGCCAGGGUACAGCGACGCCGGGAACAACAAGCAGAUGCCGCCGGCGAGCGUGAUGACCCGCCUCAUCUUGAUCAUGGUGUGGAGGAAGCUGAUCCGGAACCCCAACACCUACUCGAGCCUCAUAGGCCUCGCAUGGUCUUUGAUCGCCUUCCGGUGGGAUGUGGGAAUGCCCAAGAUCGUAGACAAGUCAAUCUCCAUACUGUCCGAUGCUGGGCUGGGAAUGGCCAUGUUCAGCUUAGGUCUGUUCAUGGCUCUUCAGCCUAAGCUAAUUGCGUGCGGGAACUCCGUCGCCACGUUCGCCAUGGCCGUGAGGUUCCUCACUGGCCCGGCCGUGAUGGCCGUCGCCUCCGCCGCCAUCGGAUUGCGCGGCACCCUACUCCAUAUAGCCAUCGUCCAGGCGGCGCUCCCGCAAGGAAUAGUCCCGUUCGUGUUCGCCAAGGAGUACAACGUCCAUCCGGCCAUUCUCAGCACCGCGGUCAUAUUCGGGAUGCUGAUAGCCCUGCCAAUCACGCUUGUCUACUACAUUCUUCUCGGAUUAUAAAAGUUCCCUCCCUAAAUAUUCCGCGCCCCCACCGCCUCCAAGCACAAAGUCACAAAAGGAGGCCAAUCGAGGCAUAAUCCCACACGAUUUGCAAGAUCGACCGACAAGUGGGGGCGAUUCGGGAAGCACUCGUGAGGAUUUCAUGGGAUCGCAUGGGGGGAAGAACGAAGCGACAAAGAUGUGCGGACAUAGGGCCAAUCCCCGGGAAAUUAGGAUUGUGUCUCCAUUAGGGGCCAAUUAGGGUUGGUCCGAAUUGUUCGUUUUUUGCAAGUGUUGAAUUAUUGAAAAAAAGAAAGGAGAGAGAGAGAGAGAGAGACCUAGGUAUAUAUAUAUAUAGCUUAGUCUAAUGUCUAAUGGGGACGACAUUAGGGAGUGGGAAGGAGGUUCUGGAUGGAAAUAUACCCUCAUUAUAUUAUUCCGAUUCCUGAAGUUUCCUCCAUUGAAUAAAUGAAGAAGAUGGACGAGGAAUUUGGCUCGCUCCUCCUCUUUUUUCUUUUU